AUGGCCCGCACGAAGCAGACGGCGCGCAAGUCCACCGGUGGCAAGGCUCCGCGGAAGCAGCUGGCGACCAAGGCGGCGCGGAAGUCGGCCCCGGCCACCGGCGGCGUGAAGAAGCCCCACCGCUUCCGCCCGGGGACCGUCGCGCUGCGCGAGAUCCGCAAGUACCAGAAGAGCACGGAGCUGCUCAUCCGCAAGCUCCCCUUCCAGCGCCUCGUCCGGGAGAUCGCGCUGGACUUCAAGACGGACCUCCGCUUCCAGAGCUCCACCGUGUCGGCGCUGCAGGAGGCCGCCGAGGCGUACCUCGUCGGUCUGUUCGAGGACACCAACCUCUGCGCAAUCCACGCCAAGCGCGUCACCAUCAUGCCCAAGGACAUCCAGCUCGCCCGCCGCAUCCGCGGGGAGCGCGCUUAG
Messenger RNA from Triticum dicoccoides, 411 nucleotides. RefSeq names its product histone H3.2-like. Gene Ontology annotation, cellular component: nucleosome. The transcript is spliced from 2 exons. The record is from RefSeq and is a predicted model, not a curated record. Lineage: Eukaryota; Viridiplantae; Streptophyta; Magnoliopsida; Poales; Poaceae. Bases 1 to 411 code for a protein of 136 amino acids. Gene Ontology annotation, molecular function: protein heterodimerization activity; DNA binding; structural constituent of chromatin.